Erigeron canadensis is the source of this 1645-nucleotide messenger RNA. RefSeq names its product 3-oxoacyl-[acyl-carrier-protein] synthase I, chloroplastic-like. Gene Ontology annotation, biological process: fatty acid biosynthetic process. NCBI's taxonomy places the organism in Eukaryota, Viridiplantae, Streptophyta, Magnoliopsida, Asterales, Asteraceae. Gene Ontology annotation, molecular function: 3-oxoacyl-[acyl-carrier-protein] synthase activity. The transcript is spliced from 8 exons. The coding region runs from base 1 to 1500 and encodes 499 amino acids. The record is from RefSeq and is a predicted model, not a curated record.
AUGGCAAGCAUUGCUGCCACCACUUGUUCUUCUGGUUUGAUCUUAAGAAGAAAAGACUUAGCCAACAAUGGUGGUUCAAUGCUUCAGUUUAAUGGGCUUAGAGCCAUUGAGUCGAACCAAGUUACUGCUUCAUCUGGGUUCAAUCCUACUUGGUCAGCUUCUACUUCAGUUUGUGUGUUUGCAGCCUCAAAAUCCACAGCAAUCAAGGCAAUGGUUGCACCAAAUGUCUCAGCUCCCAAACGAGAAACUGACCCAAAGAAAAGGGUUGUGAUCACUGGAAUGGGUGUUGUUUCUGUUUUUGGCAACGACGUAGACACAUUCUAUGACAAACUUCUAGAGGGUCAGAGUGGGAUCACUCUAAUAGACAGAUUUGAUGCUUCCACAUUCACUGUCCGUUUUGCUGGUCAGAUUCGUGACUUUUCUUCAGUAGGCUACAUUGAUGGUAAAAAUGACCGUCGCCUUGAUGAUUGUUGGAGGUACUGCUUGGUUGCUGGCAAAAAAGCCCUUGAGGAUGCCAAUCUUGGCCAAGAAGCUCUUGAAAAUUUGGAUAAAACGCGAAUUGGAGUUCUAGUUGGUUCUGGUAUGGGUGGCUUAACAGCUUUUAGCACUGGAGUGGAAGCACUUGUACAAAAGGGAUUCAAGAAAAUUACACCAUUUUUCAUUCCAUACUCCAUCACCAACAUGGGAUCAGCAUUGUUGGCUAUAGAUACGGGCUUAAUGGGACCAAAUUACUCUAUUUCAACAGCUUGUGCAACCGCAAACUAUUGCUUUUUUUCAGCUGCAAAUCACAUUAGAAGAGGAGAUGCCGAUAUAAUGGUAGCUGGUGGAACCGAAGCAGCUAUCAAUGCAACUGGAGUUGGUGGGUUCAUUGCUUGUAGAGCAUUGUCCCAGAGAAACAAUGAGCCCCACAGGGCUUCUCGACCUUGGGAUCAAAAUCGUGAUGGUUUUGUUAUGGGGGAAGGUUCAGGCGUUCUGAUUAUGGAAAGUUUGGAGCAUGCACAGAAGAGGGGUGCUAAUAUAAUUGCCGAGUACUUGGGUGGAGGUGUAACUUGUGACGCCCAUCACAUGACGGAUCCACGCAAAGAUGGGCUUGGUGUUUCAUCUUGCAUAACCAAGUGCUUAGAAGACUCUGGUAUUUCUCCCGAAGAGGUGAACUAUGUGAAUUGCCAUGCUACAUCAACCUUAGCCGGGGAUUUAGCUGAGGUCAAUGCCAUCAAGAAAGUCUUUAAGGAUACAUCUGGGAUUAAGAUGAACGGAACCAAGUCGAUGAUUGGACAUGGUCUUGGAGCUGCGGGUGGAUUGGAAGCCAUUGCAUGCAUAAAAGCAAUCAACACUGGCUGGUUGCACCCUACAAUUAACCAAGAUAACUUGGAGCCACAAGUUGACAUUGAUACAGUCCCAAAUGUGAAGAAACAACAUGAAGUCAAUGUUGCCAUUUCUAACUCGUUCGGGUUUGGUGGGCACAAUUCAGUGGUUGCAUUUGCUCCUUACUAUCCAUGAGUGAGUUCCCAACGGCAUGUGCUCACUUUUACAAAAAUUCAGGACCAGAUUAACAGUUAAGGAUAUUUGAGAAUGAAUCUGAUAUGUAUGAUGAUCAUUUUGUAAGGAGUUUUUGGUGUAAAACUUUUUUUUUUCCCAAUUCAUG